Messenger RNA from Mus caroli (Ryukyu mouse), 1642 nucleotides. It is a transcript of the gene Ccdc78, whose product is annotated as coiled-coil domain containing 78. The record is from RefSeq and is a predicted model, not a curated record. Gene Ontology annotation, cellular component: cytoplasm. NCBI's taxonomy places the organism in Eukaryota, Metazoa, Chordata, Mammalia, Rodentia, Muridae.
AGCAACAGUCAGGAAGCAAGCCACUAUCAGAUGGAUCAGAGGUCACAACUUCUUUCCUCUAUGGAGUAUGUGGCAUCCCCAGACCCCAAGCCAGGGGUCCCACUUCGAGUUGCAGAGAACGUUGCUCCAGGAGCCGAGGACUGGCUGCCAAGUGCUUCUGGGCACCUAGCCUGGGCCACUAGCCUGGAGACAGAGCAUCAGACACAUCUGGAGCUGAGUGAAGAACAGCGGUUGCAGGUUUCUAAGGAGCUAGUUGAUCUGCAGAUCUCGACCCACCACCUGCGCCAACAGCAUGAAGCUGAAGUCUUUGAGCUGAGGAGGGAAAUUCUUCGACUGGAAAGUCGGGUGCUAGAGCUAGAACUGCAUGGAAAUGGUGCCUGCCAGGGACAUAGAGUCCAACCAAUGGCCAAUCUGGGGCAACACCAGGUGCCACCACUAGAGCCUCCAGGAGGCCAGCAGAAGCUGCAGGAGGAACUGAAAUGGCUUCUGGAGCAUCACAGAGCCAGGCAGCAGGCACUGGAGACACAAGUGGGAGUCCUAAGCCAGCAGUUGCAGGGAGCCCGAGAGGAAGCCAGGACAACUGGUCAGCAACUGGCUUCCCAAGCCAUGGUGCUGGCCUCCUGUAAGGGUCAACUCCGGCAGGCUGAGGCUGAAAACACUCAGCUGCAGCUCCAGCUGAAGAAGAUGAACGAGGAGUAUGCUGUCCGGCUGCAGCACUAUGCCAGAGAGACGGUGGAGAAUGCCAGUAGCACAAAUCAGGCGGCCCUUCAAGCUUUCCUGGAGGCCACUCUGCAGGACAUUAGGGCUGCACACCGAACCCGAGAGCAACAGCUGGCCCAAGCUGCCCGGACCUACCGAAAGCGCCUGGCAGAUCUGAACCAGAGGCAGGAGUUGCUGCUAACCACCUGCAGGGCUACCUUUGCAACAGCCAUCAACCUGGAGCCAUUACCCAUGCACUGGGCCACUGAACUCAGCCACCCAAGAGAAAACGAGUAUGACCGACAUAGGACAAUGCUACUGUACCCAGAGAAGGGAUCUGGUGAAACUUCCAAGGAGAACAAGUCACAGCCACUGGCCCUAGACACUGCAUCCUGGGCCCAAAUCCAGCAGAGGCUGCAGGACUUCUCCCAGGACACUCAGGCAGAGCUAGAACGGGAACGGGCACAGCUGAUGGUCCGGGCCACCAUGGCAGAGCAGCAGCUUUCUGAGCUACAGGAGUAUGUGGACCAGCACUUGGGCAGGUACAAGCAGGAAAUCUUGAGACUGAGGAAGUUGGCGAAUACUGGAGAUCCCCAAGGAGUAGAAGCUGUAUCUUCGCCGGGCGGUGGUGGCGCACGCCUUUAAUCCCAGCACUCGGGAGGCAGAGGCAGGCCGAUUUCUGAGUUCGAGGCCAGCCUGGUCUACAGAGUGAGUUCCAGGACAGCCAGGGCUACACAGAGAAACCCUGUCUCGAAAAAAAAAAAAAAAAAAGAAGCUGUAAAGCUGUAUCUUCCACUAGGCCUCGGCGCCCAAGGACUCAGAGUCACUAGCUAGUCUCCCAGAAAAAUCUCAACAGAAAUCUCUUUACAGCCAGCAUGGAACCCUCUGGACACCCCGCCCCAGGAAGUGAUUCCUGGAACAAACAAAAGUCAGGAUUGAACCC